This is a messenger RNA of Myzus persicae (green peach aphid), 673 nucleotides long. It is a transcript of the gene Lamtor2, whose product is annotated as ragulator complex protein LAMTOR2. The record is from RefSeq and is a predicted model, not a curated record. The coding region runs from base 151 to 528 and encodes 125 amino acids. NCBI's taxonomy places the organism in Eukaryota, Metazoa, Arthropoda, Insecta, Hemiptera, Aphididae. Gene Ontology annotation, molecular function: molecular adaptor activity; guanyl-nucleotide exchange factor activity. The transcript has 3 exons. Gene Ontology annotation, cellular component: Ragulator complex. Gene Ontology annotation, biological process: cellular response to amino acid stimulus; positive regulation of TOR signaling.
UAAUCUCAUAUUUUAGUAAGAAGAUAUGAAGUUAAAAUUUAAAUUAUUGUUAUUUGUAAUUUAUAUCUUAGAAUUGACUAAAUAACACUCAUCGUCUGUUGGUUCGUGUAUUAUAUUAACUUUUUAUUGUAAUAGUUAACUGUAAUAACAAUGUUAAGACCCAAAGUGUUAUCCCAAGUUUUAAGUCAAGCUAAUAGCAACGGUGUUGAAAAUACAAUGCUGUUGACACAUGAUGGAAGCUUAUUAGCAUUUAGUGGUUAUGGUGAUAGAGAUUCAAGCAUCACAGCUAUAAUUGCAGCUAAUUUGUGGAAUACAUAUCAUAAGAAUGGUUUAGCUACAUUGAAAGAGGAUCAAUUGCAACUGGUUCUCAUGGACUGUACGGAAGGCAGAAUUGCGAUUAAGCAAGUUGCCAACAUUUUAUUAUGUUUGUAUGCAAACCGAUCAGUGGAAUUUGGCUUGCUAAAAGAAAAAAUAACAGCUUUAUCUUCAUAUUUAGAUGGUCCACUCAGGCAAAUUUCAGCAUCUUAAUAUGUGCAAUUCUUUAACUAUCAAAUUUAAAUAUUCUACUUUAAUUGUUUUAUAAUUUUUAAUUAUCACUUAUAUAAAUAUAUAUUAUAUUCAUAAAUAUUAAGUAAUAUAUUAUAUUUUAUUAUCAGUAAAUUCAUUUUUUUUC